CCGUUCUCGAAGUGUUUCGACAAACAUGGUCGCGACAUUUGUGUCAAAAGCGGGUCAUAUUGCAACAAUUCCUCUUAAUGAGCAAAGAACUGUUACUGCGGAUUGGUAUACCACCAUUUGUUUGCCAAAAGUCAUUACCGAGCUUCGAAAAAUCAACCCCGAAAGAAGAAUCAUCCUCCACCAAGACAAUGCAAGCUCGCACACAACCCAAAAAACAAGGCAGUAUUUAACGGAAGAAAACGUGGAAUUAUUGGACCAUCCUCCAUAUAGUCCCGAUCUAAAGUCCUAACGACUUCUUUACUUUCCCAAAAAUUAAAAACAGACUGCGUGGUCAAAGGUUUAAGUCACCAGAACAAGCAGUUGACGCAUUCAAAAAUGCCGUUUUAGAUCUACCAGCAAACGAGUGGCAUAAGUGCUUCGAAAAUUGGUUCGAGCGCAUGCAGAUGAGUAUUAAUCUUCAAUAAAGUCAUUUAAAACUACCUACCGAGUUGUUUUAUUUCCAUAUGCAAAACUUAAAAUUGACAUCCCUCGUAUAUUAAUGUUGCAUAAUAAAAGAUAUUAUAGUAAGAGAUUAAAAAUAAAAAAAAUUAGAACGUUAUUACACAGAUUUUU
Acanthoscelides obtectus is the source of this 612-nucleotide messenger RNA. Lineage: Eukaryota; Metazoa; Arthropoda; Insecta; Coleoptera; Chrysomelidae. The record is from the annotation of a GenBank genome assembly.